AUGACGCGUGAGUUCCUCCACUUUAUUCAGAAGAACCUGAACGAGAUCGUCGAAGGCGCCAUAGAAGAGGUGCUCUGCAGCGACCCUUCCAACUACGUGUCACAUACGGUUGACACUUUCAAUGUUGACAUGACUUUGUGGCAUGUAACAGCGCUAGAGCUUCAAAAUGUCCCGUUGGUAGAAGGCACCAACUACAUUCGAACGGCCAGAGAGAUGGAAGGGAUACUGGUGUUGGGCUCGGGACCAGACAUGAAUGAUGUGUCAGUGGAGCUCAAAGAAAUCUCGAGUUGCAAGGUGCCUUUUAAAAGCGGUUUCGGUCACCAGAAAGAUGUGCGGAGUCAAGUCUUGCAAGACAAGACGUUCGAGGGACUUCUCGAUUGCUCAAGAUUUCAAGAGACCGACGGUAAACUUGUUCACGAUCUUCAAAAAAGAUUUAUCAACUGUCGUCUUCCAGAGUUAGGACCCACAUUCUACUCUGAUAGCAUGAGUCGGACCUAUGAGCUUCACUUUGCUGUCACUGUCGGGUGUGCGGCCCAAAAAUGUUCCACGACCUUAAAGGCCUCGAUUGAGAUCAAUAUUGCCAUAAAGGACGACAUCAACAAAAUUGACUCGACCAAGAAACCAAAACAGAGAACAGGUGAUACUUUUCAUGUUGUGUCUUUACCUAAAAGUUCCUCUACCAUGCAUGAUCUCAAGAGAAUUGUGGAGCAAAGGCUCGGCCGUAUAGGUGUUGAUUUCUCGGCCUAUCACACAUAUUCAUGCGCAUUGAAUGGUGCUAUCUUUACAUUGUUGGUUGUUAAUCUUUUGGGGAAGAACAAGGGCGCUUUGUUUAAAUCGGACUUGAAGGAGAAGAAAGACGAACUCAUUAAGGGUUUGCCCUUUGCGUUGAUGUUUGAUGCGAGGAUCAACAACUUUGGAAACGCGUCUGUCAGAUGUGAGGGGGCAAACAUGACUAUAGAAGGCGCUCUUUAG
Molecule: messenger RNA, 972 nt
Organism: Candidozyma pseudohaemuli
Lineage: Eukaryota; Fungi; Ascomycota; Pichiomycetes; Serinales; Metschnikowiaceae
Exons: 3
Coding region: 1-972 (323 amino acids)
Source: RefSeq, a predicted model, not a curated record